AUGUCCCUAGGUUCUGGCGAGAAAAGCCGCGAUUUUACUGCUGGGUCGUUCGUCUUCUUAGGUUUCUGUUCUUCGAAACCUGCUUUAGCGCUACCCACUGCAACAGUGAGCUCUCAAGCGGAGUUAGAAGACGAAGCAAUGUUCGAGAAGAUUCUGGAGAAGGAGCCGGAGAAUAUGGAGGCGAUGAAGGCUGUUCUGUAUAAGAAGAUGAGGAGAGGGAAAACUGAAGACGCUGUCAAGUAUGUUGAGAAGCCGAUGAAAUUAGAGCCGAGUGGAAGCGCUUUGCUAUGA
This is a messenger RNA of Microthlaspi erraticum, 291 nucleotides long. The record is from the annotation of a GenBank genome assembly. Lineage: Eukaryota; Viridiplantae; Streptophyta; Magnoliopsida; Brassicales; Brassicaceae.